AAGCGCUCCCCCCAUCCAGCAGGAAACACUGAAUCAUAACUCACAGGCAGGAGCCGCUGCGUGCACACAUCUGUGCUGCCUCCUCAACCUGAGCUGACAUCUGUGUGAUACUCUGCGGGAUUUAUUCUUAAAAACAUAGCUUCUGUUUUCAGCUUUUUUAAAUCCGACCCUACAACCUGUCAGAGACAGAGCGAGAAGCGCAUCUUGAAGUUUGGAGAGGAGCGUGCGCGCACAUGGCAGCCCUCAUCAGCGCGUACUCGUCGUGGCCCGAGUCCUUCGAGUGUCCUCCAGGAGACGGGGAUGUGUCCGACGGUCAUGGACCGCACAGGAGCCCCGCGGACAAGGCUCCGGAGCCGAGGAUCAGGCGGCCCAUGAACGCGUUCAUGGUGUGGGCCAAAGACGAGCGCAAACGGCUGGCGGUGCAGAACCCAGACCUGCACAACGCCGAGCUCAGCAAGAUGUUGGGAAAGUCCUGGAAGGCCCUGACCCCCCCUCAGAAGCGGCCCUAUGUGGAGGAAGCUGAGCGUCUCCGGGUGCAGCACAUGCAGGACUACCCCAACUAUAAGUACCGUCCUCGCCGGAAGAAGCAGCUGAAACGCAUCUGCAAGCGCGUGGACCCCGGCUUCCUGCUGAGCGGCCUGGCCCCCGAUCAGAACGCCCUGCCCGAGCAGAGAGUCCUCUGCCACCCUCUAGACAAAGACGAGGGCGGCCCCAGGUUCUCCAGCCCCAGCCCGGCUCUGCCCAGCGUCAGGAGCUUCAGAGACCCAGCCGGAUCCAACAGCAGCUUCGACACGUACCCUUACGGCCUCCCCACCCCCCCAGAGAUGUCUCCUUUGGACGCCAUGGACCACGAGCAUGUCCCCCCCUCCUAUUAUUCUGGUAGCUCCUCUGUCUCCUGCUCCUCCUCGGCUUCCUGUCCAGAUGAGCACCACCAGAAUCAGACCCACAUGGGCAGCCCGCCCCCGUACCACACUGACUACACCCAGACCCAAAUCCACUGCGGAGGCUCACACAUAGCUCACAUCUCCCACAUGUCCCAAGCUGCUUCUGGACUCAUCCCCGGUCCUCCUCCUCUGUCCUACUACACCACCUCUUCUUUCCACCAGAUCCACCACGGGCUGCACCAGGGCCACCUGGGUCAGCUCUCCCCUCCACCAGAGACGCAUGGUCACCUGGAGACUCUAGACCAGCUGAGCCAGGCCGAGCUCCUCGGGGAGGUUGACCGCAAUGAGUUUGACCAGUACCUGAACUCAAACGGGAGCGGGUUCCACCCCGAUCAGGGCGGCAGUAUGACCGUCACGGGACACAUCCAGGUAUCUUCUGCCGCUAACACUGCUGCUAAUGCUUGUCCAAGCAGCAGCACCUCAGAAACCAGCCUCAUUUCAGUGCUGGCGGACGCUACGGCGGCCUACUACAACAACUACGGCAUCUCAUAAGCUAGGUCACGGCACCCAUUAGACUCAUCAGAGACAACACAGGGUUCACAUGGGUGAGGAAAUUUAGAUGAUGCUGCAUUCGGGUGCUAGUAAGGGAACAUUUCUGUGCUGUCAUCUGUAAUUUCAAAUAUCAGUUUAGCAUCUACAGCUGACUCUACGCCCUCCUCCUGCAACGACUGUGGCAUUUUAAGCUAAAUCCCAGCACCUACACUCAUCAGAGACACUACAGGGUGAGAACAUUUCGGAUGAUGCUGAAUUUGGGUGCAAGUAGGGACAGAUUCCAGCGCGCUCAUCUGUAAUUUCUAUCUCAAAUUAGUACCCAUGAGCAACCUCAUCCCUGGACUGAUUACUGAGCAAUAUGAUUGUCCGGAGCCGAGAAGAACAAAGACAUUAAAGAGGAAUUUUAAGAAAGGGAGAUGGACAACUCAGGGACGCAGACACAAAUGUUAAAGAAGUAUGCCGCCUCCAGUUGUCAGAAGUUUUCUAACCCAGAAAAACAAUCGUAAAAAAGACUUGUUGCCCACUUGUAAAUGUUACCGUUGCCCGCUGCGGCAUGUACAGACGCUCUCUAGAAGCUAAUUUAAGUUCUCUGAUGUUUCGCCGAUAUGCUAACUGUGCUAAUGCUACUCUCCACGCUUUCCCAUUCGAAUGUUUGUACUCUAUGUUCUCGCUCUCACGAGUUUGGGAGUCUUACCUCAGUAGUUGUAAUUGAAUGAGGUUUUAGUUGGACAUUUCUUAUGCAAUUUAAAGCGGUGUAUAAUGAAGAAAAAAAAGGCGUUUAUACUUCCUCUCAAGUACCUAAUAAUAUAUAACCAUAACCUCUGAGAUGAAAAUAAUAAUGGUAACUAUAACUGUAUGCUGAUUUAGGUUUGUGAAAGACAAUAAUUUAAAAAUAAAGUUCCAUUUUUGUAUAAAUAAA
Notolabrus celidotus (New Zealand spotty) is the source of this 2355-nucleotide messenger RNA. RefSeq names its product SRY-box transcription factor 7 (gene sox7). The transcript is spliced from 2 exons. Lineage: Eukaryota; Metazoa; Chordata; Actinopteri; Labriformes; Labridae. The record is from RefSeq and is a predicted model, not a curated record. Gene Ontology annotation, biological process: regulation of DNA-templated transcription; anatomical structure morphogenesis; cell differentiation. The coding region runs from base 234 to 1436 and encodes 400 amino acids. Gene Ontology annotation, molecular function: RNA polymerase II cis-regulatory region sequence-specific DNA binding; DNA-binding transcription factor activity, RNA polymerase II-specific.